Molecule: messenger RNA, 944 nt
Organism: Cucumis sativus (cucumber)
Lineage: Eukaryota; Viridiplantae; Streptophyta; Magnoliopsida; Cucurbitales; Cucurbitaceae
Product: NAC domain-containing protein 90
Exons: 3
Coding region: 79-795 (238 amino acids)
Biological process (GO): regulation of DNA-templated transcription
Molecular function (GO): DNA binding
Source: RefSeq, a predicted model, not a curated record
CAUAACCAAUGUACUAAACCAAGUGGAUCUCAACUGAGAAAAGCUAGCUAGGGGAGACACUUUCAACCUCAAAAGAAAAUGGCAAUGCAAGAAGAAGAAGAAGAAGAAUCCAUCCAUGAGUACCCACCAGGCUUUCGCUUUUACCCGACCGAGGAGGAGCUCGUCUCCUUCUAUCUCCCUCACCAGCUUCAAACUCAGCUCCCCGAAAAGCACCGCGUUAUCCCCCUCCUCAACAUUUACGACUUCGACCCAUGGGACCUCCCCAAGUUGGCCGGGGAGCUGUGCAAAGGGGAUAACGAGCAAUGGUUCUUCUUUGUUCCUCGGCAAGAAAGAGAAGCACGAGGAGGCCGUCCAAGCAGAACCACCGCCGCCGGCUACUGGAAAGCCACCGGCUCUCCUGUCUAUGUCUACUCCUCCGCCAGCAAAGUCAUCGGACUCAAAAAGACAAUGGUCUUUUACAAAGGUAGAGCCCCCACAGGUACCAAAACCAAAUGGAAGAUGCACGAAUACAGAGCAAUAGACGAUUCCGCUAAGUUGAGGCACGAAUUCAGUCUCUGCCGAGUUUAUGUGAUUUCCGGAUGCUUUCGGGCCUUCGACCGUCGGCCGAUGGAAUCCAUCGCCGCCGCUCGGAAGAAUGCCGAUUCAAAAAGGAAGGGGAAAGUUUCGUCGCCGGAGAUUUCGUGUUCGGCGGCGGCGAUGGUGCACUGUGACGGAAGUGGCAGUAAUUGGAGGAUGGAUGAAGAUGAGGAAUUUGAAGAAUCCAUUUGGGAAUGGGAGAAAAUGGAUUGGCCCUAGAAAUUGAUAUGUCAAAGCCUAUUAAAAAAAGAAAAAAAAGAAAAUUAUUGGUAUAAUUAGAGGGAAUUUUUAUAAAUAGAGCACAAAAGGCAAAACUACCCGUAAAAUAGAUCAGAAUGCUUAAAUAGAUUAUUCCAUUAAUUUUGCUA